This is a messenger RNA of Trypanosoma theileri, 1389 nucleotides long. RefSeq names its product transglutaminase. Lineage: Eukaryota; Euglenozoa; Kinetoplastea; Trypanosomatida; Trypanosomatidae. The coding region runs from base 1 to 1389 and encodes 462 amino acids. The record is from RefSeq and is a predicted model, not a curated record. The transcript has a single exon.
AUGUUCGACCAACUGCGACGUGUGGUGUACCUAUUGGUACUUCUGCAGUUCUGUGCGUGUGUGGUCCGUGCAACCGAUGGCAGUGGGGGAGAGGCGCCGGUUGAGGCGGUUGUGGAACGGACUGAACAUGAUGAGAUGGUGGCGGCGGAGAAUGUGACAGCGGCGUGGAUAGAAAAGGCGUAUGAGCUUCUUGUACAAGGUAGAGUCUGUAUGACUGUGUGGGACGGAGCUGUGGACUCGUUGAACGGAAGUUCCCAACUUGUUGAGACUAGGGCUGAAGAGGUUAAGGAUUUUGUGAAGAUGGCGACGGCUGAAGAGGUUAAGAAGCUCGAAGAGAUGGUGCUAGAGGUUGGAAAAGAAGUCAACACGACAAAGUCAUCAAUCCCUUAUGUAAGGCGAGCAGGUGUUCUGUGCGAGGGUCCACAAGAGAGUUUGGAGGAUGCGGAGAACAGAUUCAACCAAAGUGUAAGAAGUUAUUUGAAUGAAAAAGCGGCAAAAACAAAUAGGACCUAUUGGACACUUGAAAAGGAAUUGCUCGCAGAAAAGAGCAACAAAACUUACGGUAAGGUGGUGGCAGUCACGGGAAGAUACAAGGAAUUAAGAGGCCGGAGUCACGUUAUCGAGUUCCAUGUUCAGCGGCGUGUAGAGGCAGCAAAGCAAUCAAUGAAAGAAGCGAAGAAUAAACUAGUUGCGAUUAAAGUUGGAGAACCAAUUGAGAAGAAAGGAGAAGAUAUCAAGAAGAUUGAAGACCAGAUCCAACAGAUUGAAAAGACGAUUGAAGAGAUUGUGAAGGAUGUCGGAGCGCGCAAAAGACGAAAAGACCCAAAAGCAAACGCCAUGGAUGGGAAGGUGAAGAAUGCAGUGGAUGAAGCAAAGAAACAGAUAGCAACGGAGAGAGAGGAGGAUGAAAAGAAGCUGGCUGAAGAAGUAAAGGCAGAAAGGGAAAGAGAAGCCGAGGAUAGAAGAAAGCAAGAACAGGCCCAAAGGGAAAGAGAAGCCGAGGAAAGAAGGGCACAAGAACAGGCCCAAAGGGAUAGAGAAGCCGAGGAAAGAAGGGCACAAGAACAGGCCCAAAGGGAUAGAGAAGCCGAGGAAAGAAGGGCACAAGAACAGGCUCAGAGGGAUAGAGAAGCCGAGGAAAGAAGGGCACAAGAACAGGCUCAGAGGGAUAGAGAAGCCGAGGAAAGAAGGGCACAAGAAAAGGCCCAGAAGGAAGAAGAAGUGAGGGAGAAAAAGGAUAAAGAAGAACAGCAGAGACGGGUUGCGGAAGAGGCGAAACGGGCAGCAGAAAAGGUCACAAAGAAGAAAGACGGCAGCAGUCCUGCGUUGGUGCACAGUCCCUUAUUGUUGAUUCUGUUGUGUUUGUUGGGUUGCACUCUCGUGUGCUGA